Messenger RNA from Paramecium sonneborni, 1115 nucleotides. The record is from the annotation of a GenBank genome assembly. Lineage: Eukaryota; Ciliophora; Oligohymenophorea; Peniculida; Parameciidae.
AUGAAAAAGGGUUUUAACAUUGAGUAUAACUUUACAACUAUUUAAAUAUGGGAAGAUUCCAUUGAAGCUCUUCAAUUAUAUGAUCAUAACAAUGUACAUAUAGUUAAUAUCAUUUAGAAAUAAAUUCAAAUCAAACCACAAAAUUUAAUUGAGUAUGUUCUUAAUACUAUUGAACUUAUGGCUUAAGUGAAAGGUUACAAUUAGGAUAGCUUCAUUAUUGCAUUAAUUAAUUAUUGUGUAAUGUGUUUAUUUUACAAUUUCAUAGGAUAGAUCAAAAAAGAAAUCAAAACCAUUUAUGACAGGUUUUAUUAAUUCAUUUAAAGAUCAAAUUAAUGAACCAGAAUUGGCAUAUUUUACAUAAUUAUUAGAUCCAAAUAAGUUAAUUGAUAAAACACCUGCAAUGUUUAAAUUCUAUCUAAAAGUUCGAAAAUACAUUUAUGCAAAUUAUGUUAAUCCUAGAGAAUCCUACAUUAAACCCAUUAAAUUUGAUGAUUGGGUAACUGUUGUAUCUAAGUUUCUUGAUAAUGCAGCCAUACCUAUUAUAGGCAAUAGAAUAAGAGAUGAAUUGAAUAACAAUAACACAGAUAAAGUUUUCAAAAAUACGUAUGAUUAUAUUGCAUUUACUUAAGAUUAGUAUAUAACCAAUAGAAUUAUUGAUUUUUUGUUAUGAAGUUUAUGAGAAAUAAUAAUUAGAAUAAGGCUAAAAAAUAAAUUAACAAUCCAUCUAAAAGGAAGAGUCUUUUGUUGAAUAAUAACAAAAACGUUAAACUGCUUAAUAAUUGGCUUAUAAGAUGAUUAUGCCUUAUAAUUCACAAAAAACUUAAGAGGAUAAACACAAUGAUACAUAAAAAAAAGCUAAGUUUAUUGAAGUCAUAAAAAUUCAUGAAAAUUUAGCUUAUAAUUAUAAAAUAUUGGCUUAAAAUGUUUCAGAUACUUAAGAGAUUGUUAAUCAAUUAAUAUAAAAGGUACUUUAUUUAUAUAAAAGAUAGAAUAAAGAUUUUGAUUUUGAUGAUGAUUUCAUAUAGUAAUUGGAGUAAGUAGUAAAUUUUAAAUCUUAUUGCAAGAACGAUGCAAUAAAAGAGUUAGAAGAUUCAAAUAUAUAUGAUUUAGUAUGA